Nyctereutes procyonoides (raccoon dog) is the source of this 1295-nucleotide messenger RNA. RefSeq names its product ESX-1 secretion-associated protein EspI-like. The record is from RefSeq and is a predicted model, not a curated record. Bases 1 to 570 code for a protein of 189 amino acids. The transcript is spliced from 3 exons. Lineage: Eukaryota; Metazoa; Chordata; Mammalia; Carnivora; Canidae.
AUGUCCCGGGGUCACCGGUGCCCCCGCCCCCCUCGAGCCACCGGUCACUCACUGCGCGUCGCGGGUCCGCGGGCGGCGGCUGGGGCAGGCGCGCACCCCCGGGCCCCGCGCUCCCGGGCACGUGUCGCGCUCGCCCCCGGGCCGCCGACUUCCCGCUGCCAGCGCGCGCCCUCCGGCCGCCGAGUCCGCGGCGCUGCGGGCGACCCCGAGGCGGGGUCAGGGCGAGGGGACGCGGCGGCGACCCCCGGCUGCGCGCUCCGGCGGCCCGCGCCCGCGGGUCCCUGGCCGCGCUCCAAGCUGCGGGCGCCCGUGCGCCCCCGGGGGCUUCCAGCGGCUCCUCCAGCGAGAUUUUAUUUAUUUAUUCAUGAGAGACACACACACACACAGAGAGAGAGGCAGAGACGCAGGCAGAGGGAGAAGCAGGCUCCAUGCAGGGAGCCCGACGUGGGACUCGAUUCCGGAACCCCAGGAUCACGCCCCGAGCCGAAGGGAGAUGCUCAACGGCUGAGCCACCCGGGCAUCCCGACAGACCAUCCUCUUUUUAUUCUGGUCACAUGGAGAAGAAUAUGAUUGACAACAGCUUCUAAACUUUGCAUCUAAAAUUCUGUCACUGAAGAGAGUCUCUUUUUUCUAAAACUCCUGGGGAGAGACUUGGAUUGGCCCAGCUUAGGUCAAGUUUGCACCUCUAGCCCAAUUGUUAUGACCAGAGGCAAGUCCUGGGGCAGGACUCAUCCACAUUGGAUGAGGAUACCUCACAUUGAUAUGGGAGAGCUAAGUUUUUGUCUCAUGGAGUCGAAGAAUGAAUCUUGCGGACAACGGAGAAUGAGUAAAGUGAUAGAAGUUUAUUAAGCAAAGAUACAGAGAAAGCUCUAAGAAGUGAGAGGGGACAACCCAGCAAUUGCACUGCUGGGGAUUUACCCCAAAGAUACAGAUGCAGUGAAACGCCGGGACACCUGCACCCCGAUGUUUAUAGCAGCAAUGUCCACAAUAGCCAAACUGUGGAAGGAGCCUCGGUGUCCAUCGAAAGAUGAAUGGAUAAAGAAGAUGUGGUCUAUGAUACAAUGGAAUAUUACUCAGCCAUUAGAAACGACAAAUACCCACCAUUUGCUUCGACGUGGAUGGAACUGGAGGGUAUUAUGCUGAGUGAAGUAAGUCAAUUGGAGAAGGACAAACAUUAUAUGGUCUCAUUUAUUUGGGGAAUAUAAAAAAUAGUGAAAGGGAAUAAAGGGGAAAGGAGAGAAAAUGAGUGGGAAAUAUCAGAAAGGGAGACAGAACAUGAAAGACUCCUACCUCUG